Molecule: messenger RNA, 1374 nt
Organism: Anarrhichthys ocellatus (wolf-eel)
Lineage: Eukaryota; Metazoa; Chordata; Actinopteri; Perciformes; Anarhichadidae
Product: 39S ribosomal protein L37, mitochondrial-like
Exons: 3
Coding region: 103-792 (229 amino acids)
Cellular component (GO): mitochondrion
Source: RefSeq, a predicted model, not a curated record
AGCAAUCCAAUAUGGCGGCGCCCUGCAACUUCAUUUACUGACUGAGGUCAGAAUAACAGCUUAAAUCUUGAAAACUCAUCAAGAAGAACACUAGAAGCUGACAUGUUUUUGGAAACGGCUCAGUGUUUAAAAACGGCGGCUCCGUUGUUUUCUCAAACCGUUUUGCUGAAGGAUUUGAGACGCUUGUUCACACAUGGAGGAGCCAGUCACGUCCAGGCCAGGAGACACUUCGGUGUCAGCCGCUCUCUGACAGCCAAGGUCCCCCCACCGCGCAAACCCAGGGAGAGAGUGGGCAUCCCCGGGCUGGAGAUGGUCACCUACGGGGAAAGGAUGCACUUUGUGCCGGGGCUGUCGAAGCCUGUUAACCCGCAUUGGGAGAGGGACUACAAGGACCCAAGGUAUUACAAGUCUCCUCCGGCCCACGAGAUGCCGCUGUUCAAAGAGAAACCGUGCUUUGUGUACAACCAGAGGACCAGCGCAGUGGAAGGUGUGCGUCAGGCUCUGUGGUUGACCAAAACCAAACUGAUCCCCGGUCUGCCGCCUCAGUUCCUCUCAUUAGCAGAGAGUCCUGCCAAUCAGAUACCAGAUCAGGAUAAACGUGUGCAGAACGCCAUCAAACACGCCCGCUUCUGGGACACGAAGGAGGAACGGCCGGGCAGAGAGAAAUACAGGCUUUCAAUAUGGCAACAGCUGAGCCGGCAACUACAACCUUACGGUGCUAACAGCGCUAGUGUGCAAACAAUGGCAACAGUGCUGACAGAGCUAACAGUGUUUACCUGGGGCAGUGAGUAGGGAUGGGUAUCGUUAGGAUGUUAUGGAUAGUAGUACUCUUAUCGAUACUCUUAAUGAUUCUUUUUCAUUAUUUUGUGAGACAAAAAACACUUAAUUAAGAAAAGAAUCAACAUUGCUUUAUUAUUCUUGUAUGUAAACGAAUAGUCUUUCUUAAGCAGCAAUACAAAAAGUUCCAAAAUCUGUAGAAUACAUUGGCAGUGAAUAAGCGAAGCAAUUAGCUUUUAUUCACUAACCUAUUCUUAUUGGCAAACUGCGUAUGGCAUUGCUAACAUUACCUGCAGUGGACGAGGAUGGACGGCUGCUCGCCAUGAUGUGUGUCUCACGCUCUAAAGUAACGAUAGAACUGUUAACUCCGGACCUGAUCAAUUCUCUGGGUUUUACUUAUUUAGAACCGGUUCCCGUUUAAAAACGUGUUUCGGGGGGCAUCCCUAGCAACCAGUGAGGCAGGCUCACAUGCACUAACAUGCACUACCAUGCACUAGAGGCACGUACAACUGGCCGGGCUACGCCAACAAAGCAAGGAGAAGCUCUGAUCACAGCACACACAGAGGGAGAGAGACUUCAUUCUCUGCUCAGGUAGAC